CUCUCUCUCUCUCUCUCUCUCUCUGAGACAUAAAUUUAACAUACACACAUUUUAUAUAAAAGAAUGGCGGCAGAAGUUGUGCUAGGAGCUGCAGUAAAAGUUCUACUUCAAAAUUUGAUCUCAGUUUCGAGGGAACAAAUCAGCCUCGUUGGAGAUUACAAGAAAGACUUGGAAAAACUAAAAGGUUCUGUCUCAAUCAUCCAGAGUUUCUUGAACGAUGCGGAGAAGAAGCAAAUCACCGAAGAAACUGUCAAACUCUGGUUACAGAAGCUUGAAAGUGUUGCUUACGAUGCGGAUAAUGUCUUGGAUGAGCUCCACUAUCAACAUAAGAAAAUCCAGACUCAACACAAAAUGAAGAAAAAGGUACGAGGCUUCUUCCCAUACCCCAUUCGUCAUCCAAAAAUUGCACGUAAAAUCAAGAAUAUCAACAAAAACUUGGAAGAGAUUAAUCACGAGGCAAGCAACUAUGGCCUUCAAAAGGCAGUGGUAGGUGCAUAUGCACAUGGGUCAUUAGGCCUAGAAACUGAUUCUUUCAGUAAUGAUCCGAUUUUUCUUGGAAGAAAAAAUGAUGUGUCUGAAAUUGUGGAGAAGAUGACUAUUGUUCCAAAUGAUCAAGUACUCUCUAUCCUUCCAAUUGUCGGGAUGGGGGGACUGGGAAAAUCAACAGUAGCUAGGGAAGUGUUUGAUCAUGAAACUAUAAAGAGUCAUUUUGCGAAACGCUUUUGGGUGCAUGUCUCUGAAAAUUUCGAUGUCGUGAUUCUUUUUAAAAAGAUUCUUACAUCCUUAACAGAAACAAACGUCGAACUUGGAAAUAAACAAGCUCUUCUCGAAAAGCUUGAAAAUUAUUUGGGAACUGAAAGAUUUCUACUUGUUCUCGAUGAUGUUUGGAACGGUAGUCAGGAAAAAUGGGAUGAUUUUCUUAAUCCAUUGAGAAAAAUUAGUCAUGGGACAGGAAAUGGCAUCAUUGUUACUACACGACUUGAAUAUGUUGCUUCGCUGGUGAGAACACUACCUAUUCACAAACUAAAUAGUUUGUCAGUAGAUAUGUGUUGGUCUAUAAUCAAAGAAAAAACUGUUGGACAUGGUAAUAUUCCAUUAGAAUUUGAGCAUGUUGGAGUAUCUAUUGCAAAACGAUGUCAAGGUUUGCCGUUGGCGGCCAAAGUGGUUGGAGGAUUAUUGCAUGGUAAAUCGAUUGAUGAGUGGCAAUCGGUUGCAAAAAAUUGGCUCUCAAAUUUAGAAGAUGAAAAUUCAAUUUCCAAGAUUUUAAAAUUGAGUUUUGAUCAUUUGUUGUCACCAUCACUCAAAAAGUGUUUUGCAUAUUGUUCGAUAUAUCCUAAAGGAUAUGACUUACAAAGGGAACGCUUGGUGGAGAUGUGGAUGGCAGAGGGAUUUCUUGAGGGGAGUGAUGAUAUGGAGGUUUUGGGCAACAAAUUCUUUAAUCAACUUUUAGAGAGCUCAUUGUUGUUACAAGUUGUGAGGAGGAAUGGCUAUUAUUACAUGCACGAUCUUGUGCAUGAUCUUGCAUCCUCUAUUUUAAAUUCAAGCAACCAGGUUCGGUACAUAAGCCUGGAAUCUAUUAGUGGUGAAUCGCAUGUUAUCCCAAAAGAACAAGCACAUUUUCUUCGUUCAUUACGGCUCAAUGGUAAAAUAUGUGAUAUCAUGUUCUCGAAGUUCAAAUCGUUGCAUGUUUUAAUUCUAAUGCACAGAUGGGUUGAAGAGUUGCCAAGUUCGAUGAGAGAGCUAAUACAUUUAAGAUGUCUUGACAUUUCGGGCACCAUGAUUAAAUGUUUGCCAAACUCUAUUGGUGAACUCUAUCAUUUGCAGACAUUAAGAGCAUGUAAGGUUUUGAUGAAGCUCCCGGACACAAUGAAACACUUGAUUAGCUUAAGACAUCUCCACAUUCCUCCCGGGAUAGAAAUGCCUCCAAAGAUGGGAAGAUUAACUUAUCUUAGAACGUUACCAUACUUUGGAGUGAGCCACAAAGAGGGUUGUGGAAUUGGCGAGCUCGAAAGCUUGAAUAAUCUCCAAGUAGAACUGAAGAUUUAUAAUCUUGAAAUGGUGUAUGACAAAGAAGAGGCUAAGAGUGCAGAUCUAUUACGAAAGCCAAACAUAAUAAAGUUAACUCUUGCGUGGAAAUCUGCGGUAAUUAUUGAGUGGACUCCUAGAAGUAGAGACAAUGAGAGUGUGUUGGAUGGCCUCGAACCCCACCCAAAUUUAAAGAAAUUAUACAUUUUUGGAUUCAGAGGAAGACGUCUACCAUCAUGGUGUUCAAAGAUGUCAAGUCUUAAUAAUUUGAUGGAGAUAACUCUUGAAGAUUGCAAGGACAUUGAACAAGUUCCAACGCUAGGGCACUUGCCAUAUCUCAAGAAUCUUUAUCUGAUUAACCUGAGGAGUGUGAAAACCUUAGGUUCGUCAUUCUAUGGAAUCGACAAAUGUAGCAUAUCCAACAAUACAAUUACUGUGUUUCCGGCACUUGAAAGGCUCGAGUUGGUAGAAAUGUGGAGGCUGGGAGAGUGGUUAGAAGCAGAGUUGAUGCCAAAUGCAACUGAGAAUCAACGACUAUGUGAUCAAGUGGUACUGGUGGUAUUUCCUUGCCUUGAGUACCUGAUGGUCAGGGGUAACACACCAUUGUGGUGUGUACCAAGUCAAAUUCUAUGCCUUAAACAAUUUGGUGGUGUAUACAGUGCAUGUGCACAGUGAAUUACCUUUGGCGCGUAUCUGGGGCAUCAAAUUAUUCUCGCUUAUAAUACUCGGAAUUGAUUAUAUUAAUGAAUUUGCAUGUGUGUUUCCCAGAUUGGUUCUUCUGUAACGAAUAAAAAUCUCUCGGAGCUGUGGAUAUUU
Molecule: messenger RNA, 2841 nt
Organism: Erythranthe guttata (spotted monkey flower)
Lineage: Eukaryota; Viridiplantae; Streptophyta; Magnoliopsida; Lamiales; Phrymaceae
Product: putative disease resistance protein RGA3
Molecular function (GO): ADP binding
Source: RefSeq, a predicted model, not a curated record